Messenger RNA from Pyrgilauda ruficollis (rufous-necked snowfinch), 3064 nucleotides. It is a transcript of the gene CFI, whose product is annotated as complement factor I. Gene Ontology annotation, cellular component: membrane. Gene Ontology annotation, biological process: proteolysis. Bases 1109 to 2857 code for a protein of 582 amino acids. The transcript is spliced from 12 exons. The record is from RefSeq and is a predicted model, not a curated record. Gene Ontology annotation, molecular function: protein binding; serine-type endopeptidase activity. Lineage: Eukaryota; Metazoa; Chordata; Aves; Passeriformes; Passeridae.
GCCUGCCGUAAAUGAAAGGGCGCCCGGCGGCCGGCACUGUCGCAAAGCACUCGCCAUUCCCGAUAAUUGCCGUGCGCCGGGAGCGAGCGUCCCGCGCUCCCGAGGGAGGGAUCGCUGAGACACACCCAGCGGGUGACAACAGCGACCUUGCACAGCAGCCCGGCACACGGGAACAACUGCGGUCAGGGAGCCGGGGCGAUGGAUCGAUCGGAGUCUCUGCGCAAAGCAAAGCGUCACCCCAACACGCGCUUCCUUCUGUGAAAAAUGUGUGGUUUAGGGUUGGCUGUUCGCAAGUAUUAAAAUGAAUAUUGGAUGUGUUAUGUUAGACAGUUGUGCUGUGUUAAUCUUCUUAGGUAGUGUGUUCAGUAUAGCUUUAGGUUAUAACAUAAUGUUAAAACAGAAACUCUAAGAUGCUAUGUAAGAUUCUUUUUUUAAAGAAAGGACUCGCAGCAGACGGCAGCCACAGGACACCUAAAUCUUUCAGAGAAAGGGAAUUUAAUGCUCCCUUAUCAGCAGAAAAGUAACUUCUUCCCACCUCGCUCAGACACACUUAGGAUUAAGAGGAGAAGCUGACGAUGACCAGACAGAAUGCUGUGUUUGAAUGGAAUGUAUGCAUCAUGUAUGAGGUGUAUGAAUAUGCAACAGGCGGUUGUUCCUAAGGGUUAAUCCUCUGUUUCUCGGGCUCGUGUUGCCCACAAAACGUACCCGGACGUCCGUAUCUCUUUGUUUUUAUUGUCUCAUAUUGUCCUAAUCUCAAUUGUUCAAAUUUUAUUACUCUAAUUAUAUUACUAUUGUUAUAACCAUUUCAUUACGAUUAAACUUUUAAAAAUCUUAAAACCAAGUGAUUGGCGUUUUUCACACUUUUAAUCAUUUAUUUCAAGGGCUUCACUUCUGUUAUCUGUCAUCCACUUAUGACAAAACCAGUUAAGGCAGGAUCUUUUGAAGAGAUCAGAUUUAUCGGUUCAUAGUUGAGGCUCCUGUACUUUAUUUCUAAACACACUUGAAAAUAUUUUUCUAAUGGUUAAAAAUUAAACCCAAAUCUAACAGCUGACAUUCAAAAGAAUCCCAGCCAGAGGAAUUAGUCUAGGAAGAGAGAUAAAAUUUCAUCAUGCGAAUGCUCCCAAUCUGCUUGGUUUUCUUGUGUCUCUUUCGUCUUUGUGGAUCAGAGGUUAAGCCUGCUCAGCCAGCUGAGCAAGACAACUAUCUCAUAGAAGAAUGCUUGGGCAACCAAUACACCCACAAGUCAUGUCAGAAAGUUUUUUGUCACCCAUGGGAACGAUGUGUGGAGGGAAAAUGCCUGUGCAAGCUUCCCUACCAGUGCCCAAAGAAUGGUUCUGCAGUUUGUUCUACCAGUGGAAAGAACUUCCGUACUUACUGCCAGCUGAAGAGCUAUGAGUGCCAGCAACCCAAAGCAAAGUUUCUGCACAGGGGAACAUGCAAGCCUGAAGAAACAUUUUCAGUCUCUCUGGGUCACGGAGAUUCAAGUUUGCUUCAAGUAAAACCUGUGAAUCGUAAGGAGGACAGUUUUGUGUGUGCUAGUGAAUGGACUAUGAAUGAAGCAAACGUGGCUUGCAGGCACCUUGGCUUUGAAUUAGGUGCUGAAUAUUACCAAGCCACUUCCAACAUCACAGAAUCUGCCUUAAAUUCAUUAAACUGUCUGCAAAUAAGUUGCAAGGGCCUAGAGACAAGUCUUGCUGAAUGUCACAUAGAGAUGAAAUCAAGAGAUAGUAAUGAGGGACUGGUUAGCCUGCAGUGCCAUGAAAAUCUCAGAGAUUGUUCAGAUGGGGAGUUUCACUGUGUCAACAAGAAGUGCAUUUCUCUGAAUAAAACCUGUGAUGGGAUCAAUGACUGUGGAGACAUGAGUGAUGAACUGUGCUGUAGAGAGUGCAGAGAAAACAGUUUCCACUGCCGGUCAAAUAUCUGUAUUCCAAAUAAGAGUGUCUGCAACAAAGAAAUUGACUGCCUCACAGGAGAGGAUGAAGCUGGAGCUACCUGUGCAGGCAAAGAAGAAGGUGCUGAAAAUGACAGUAUGGAUACAGAAAGAAAAAUGAUAAAGACACUUCUUCCCCAAGUGCACUGUGGUGUUAGGAAUCACACACUAACUCGACGGAAAAGAAUUGUAGGUGGAGAGAUUGCUGGAAAGGGUGAAUUCCCCUGGCAAGUGGCAAUUAAAGACACCAGCAAUGAAGGUUCAACAGUGUACUGUGGAGGGGUUUAUAUUGGUGGCUGUUGGGUUCUGACUGCUGCUCACUGUGUCAGGGCAAAUCGAGUCCAUCUCUACCUUGUCUGGGUCGGAAUGUUGAACACAAUAGCGUACGACAAAGAGACAGAUACUUUCAAACUAAACCAAGUGAUAAUUCAUGAAAAUUACAAUGCAUCAACGUAUGAAAAUGACAUUGCUCUGCUGGAGCUGAAAGGUUCUGGGCACGGAGAAUGCUCCCUGGAAGACAACAGCAUACCUGCCUGUGUCCCCUGGUCAGAGUAUAUGUUUAAGACUGGUGACAGAUGCAAGGUUUCUGGAUGGGGACUAGAGAAAGGUUACACAAAACAAUUUAUCCUCAAGUGGGGAAAUGUUAAUUUAUUUCACAAUUGUUCUGAAUUGUAUCCAGGACGAUUUUUUAAAAAAAUGGCAUGUGCAGGUACCUACGAUGGCUCCACAGACAGCUGUAAAGGUGAUUCAGGAGGCCCCCUGGUCUGCUUUGAUGCAGAAGACGUGGCCUACGUGUGGGGCAUUGUGAGCUGGGGUGAGAACUGCGGGGAGGCCGGUCACCCUGGCGUGUACACACAAGUUGCCAGCUAUUAUGACUGGAUCAGCCACCAUGUGUCAAGGGCUCUCAUUUCACGGUACAAUAUCUGAAGCUCAGAAAAUUAAAUGCUUCCUUUAUAGUCCUUUUCCACAAUCAGCUGUCCUAUAACUUAGCAAGAAUCAGUACAGAUUUUCAAGGAAUGUAUUUUGAAAAUUCUUAACACUCUGUGAAUACCACAUUUUUGCAGAGGCUGUGGGAAGAGAGUUUUACAGGCACAAGUCCACUGCAAAGGUCUCUAAUAAAAGCAGAUAUUAAAA